Zonotrichia leucophrys gambelii is the source of this 2763-nucleotide messenger RNA. It is a transcript of the gene SLC25A21, whose product is annotated as solute carrier family 25 member 21. NCBI's taxonomy places the organism in Eukaryota, Metazoa, Chordata, Aves, Passeriformes, Passerellidae. The record is from RefSeq and is a predicted model, not a curated record. Gene Ontology annotation, biological process: transmembrane transport. Bases 346 to 1260 code for a protein of 304 amino acids. The transcript is spliced from 10 exons.
CGCCACGGCCUCGCUCCCCGCCCCGGCCUGGGCGAUCGCAGCGCCGGCCGUCCCGGCUCUGCCCUAAUAGAGAGAGGCUGCCGCUUUCCGGCUAGAAGCGAUCGCCCGUAGCUGCGAGCCCGUGCGGUGCCCGGGGCCGCCCUCUGCCCGGGGCCGGCUGCCAGAGGCCGCCGCGGGGCCGCGCACCGGCGCCCCCGCCCCCGGCGUUCGCGGCUCCCCCUCCCGCCCGCAGAUAACCGCGGCCCCUCAGGCUCUUCCCCACCCGCCCCGCGCGGACUCGGCCUCGGCUCCCAGCCGCUCUCCAGGCGCCAGCUCCCUCUCGUCGCCGACGCAGCGCGGGCAAGGAUGGCUCGGCAGCCCCGGGGCUUUCUGCAGGAGGCCUCUCACCAAGUCGUCGCCGGAGGCUCGGCGGGUCUUGUAGAAAUUUGCCUGAUGCAUCCCCUUGAUGUAGUGAAAACAAGGUUCCAAAUUCAAAGAGGGAAAACUGAUCCAACCAGUUACAAGAGCCUGGGGGACUGUUUUAGGACUAUUUUCCAACGAGAAGGAUUACUUGGCUUCUACAAAGGAAUACUUCCUCCCAUCUUGGCUGAGACACCUAAAAGGGCAGUGAAGUUUUUUACCUUUGAACAAUACAAGAAGCUUCUGGGAUAUGCAUCACUGCCACCAGGGCUGGCAUUUGCAGUUGCUGGCUUGGGAUCUGGGUUGACAGAGGCAGUCGUGGUUAACCCGUUUGAAGUAGUGAAGGUUACCUUACAGACCAAUCAGAAUGCUUUCACAGAGCAACCAUCUAGCUUUGUUCAAGCUCAGCAGAUCAUUAAAAGCGGUGGUCUGGGCUCCCAAGGACUCAACAAAGGCCUCACUGCAACACUGGGCCGUCACGGAGUGUUUAACAUGGUUUACUUUGGAUUCUACUUCAAUGUGAAAAACAUUCUUCCAGUCAAUAAAGAUCCAAAUUUGGAGUUUUUGAGGAAAUUUGGAAUUGGGCUAGUCUCAGGAACAAUAGCCUCAAUUAUUAACAUUCCUUUUGAUGUUGCAAAAAGUAGGAUUCAAGGACCACAGCCAGUUCCUGGAGAGAUCAAGUACAGAACCUGUUUUAAAACUAUGGCAACAGUCUAUAAAGAGGAAGGAUUUCUGGCUCUGUACAAAGGCUUGCUUCCCAAGAUCAUGAGGCUCGGUCCAGGUGGUGCAGUGAUGCUUUUGGUUUACGAAUAUGUUUAUGCAUGGCUUCAGGACGCAGUUAAUCACAAGGAGCAUUUCUGAAAAAGCAUACUCUUUAAAAUUGCAUGCAUUCUAAAAUACCCUGUAAUAAAGCAAAAGUGAUUCUUAUCCUUUAUGGUGUUGAAUACUCGCAGAUUGCACUGAUGUUAAUACAAUUCCAAACAAAUAUGGUCUCUAGGUCCUGAUCCAAGAAAACAUUUAAGUACAUGUUUUUCUGUAAGUGCAUAAUUAAAUAGCACUUGACAUUUGUAAUUGUUUUACUGGACCAAGAGAAAAUAUAAAGCAGACUUAAGACUGAGUUUUCAAAGGACACACUGAAAUUUCUUGACACAGAAUCAUCCUAUGCAAUUGCAUACUUUUUAAAAAGUUUCAGCUGAAAUGGCAAAAUAAAAAUUUUCAGGGUAUUUUAAAGGAAAAAAAAAGGAAUAAUCCUGGGGGGGCAGAUACUAAGCUAAUGUAAACUGACAGCUCCAUUUACUCCACAUUAAGAUAAUGAUCCAUACUCUGCAACUCUUCAGUCAGUCUUGGGUCCAGUUUCAAUUCAGCCCAGUAUGAUUUCAGCAUUCAUAUAAGAGCUUUUCAAGUUCUUCGGAGUUUGGAUAGAAAAGAACUGCACAAGUAGCCACAACCUUAAAAACAUGCAUACUGCAAAAUAUCCUACUUGUUCUUAGCCAUAUAUAUUAUAUAAAUCUCAUUCAGAUCAAAGAUACUGAAAGUAAUUAGAAUGCAUCAAGUUGCAUAAAAAAUCAAACCAACAUGGGAUUCAUAGAAGAAAUGAAUAAAUAAAUUAACAGAAAGAAGUCAUUUUAGGCAUAUGAGACUUUACUGCAAAUUUUUUAUCCACUUUGAUAUACUAUCCCACAAGAUCUGUCCUGUGAUAAAAAUGCUCAAUGCACCCUGACUGCCCCUUUAGCCUUUCAUUUCCAUCAUGGAAUGGUGAAACAAGGUAGCCUAUCUGCAGUUGUACAUAGCUAGCCGUACACCUCGAAAAAAUGCACCUUUCUGUAGAUAAAAAUAUGUUGCUCUGAAGCUAAAAUUUUUCCUUUUCCCAGUCACUGUAAAUAUAAAUAUUCCAGGGAUAUACUUGCAUUCUUACUAGCCCUUCCAACUCUGUGAAAUACAGUAAAUUCUAUUAUGCUGACUCAAGACAUAGUUUCUGUUCAUGCAGUUGUGUCAUUCUGCAUUUUCUCUUUAAAAACUCCUUAAAUAAUUAAAAAUCACACAUCAUUCUCUUAAAAUAUAAAAAUAUCUUCAUUAUCAAACUUGAUUCAGUAUCAAACAAGCAUAUAUCUUGCAAAAUUUCAGUAUCUCCCCCACACUGCAUUCACUCUGCUAGCAAUAAUGUUCUUCCUCUGAAGGAGGGACAAACCUUUUCCUUGGCAGUCCUAAAGAGGCACCUUUCUGCAUUGUUACCUGAAAAUGGCAGUUCCCAUGUGAAGUCUCAUCUCACAAGUGUUUUUAAUGUGUUGGAAAAGCAACAAAAAGCUAAAAAUAGAAAUGUGUUUUCAGCACUUUCAAGGAUGUCUGUAUUGACAUGCUCAAUAA